AACCACAAUAACCACCAUACCCUCAUCCACUAUUUCUCUCUAUGUCAUCUAUGAAUUGGCCACCACCACAAAAUCAAUACACAUAGGCCCAAUUUCUCUCGGUUGAAGGCCCCUGCUCGAUGCGUCGACUUAGCUACCUAAGAAGCGGGGGUACUGUUGACGAGGUUAAGAGGGCGUCACCCUGUUCGAUUUCGAGGAUUUGUUCGGGUUCUGCCCCAGGCGCAUGCUGUGAACCAGCAACCACCACCACGAAGAGUUGAGGGGCUAUGGUUCCCACACAAACACAGAGUCCCACCAUCCCACCCCACCCAAACAGAUGUAUAAACGCCUUUUUUCUAUUAUUUAAGUAACGGAGUAGCAAUGGGAAUCAUAAAGGACGGAUCAAUUUCGGGAUUCCUACCUAGCAAUAAGGUGUUUGCAAUUCACUAUCCUGCCUACCCUUCGUCUAUGGCAUGCGCUAUUGAGACUCUCGAUGGAGCUGAAGGCAUUGUCAAGGCUCGUAGUUCGCAGUCAAACAAGUUGGAGCUCCAUUUCCGACCUGAAGAUCCAUAUUCACACCCUGCCUUUGGGGAGCUUCAGCCUUGUAAUCAUUAUUUGUUGAAAAUAUCAACUCAGAAAAUUCAGGAUGACGAAAAUGCUGAGAACUCCAACAGGCUCUCAAAGGCUUUGUCAGUGGACCAGAUUAAUGUUGAGCAAGAGGACUGCUGCCCCGAUUUAACUGAAACUAUGCAAGAAGUACGUCAAGCUGAUAGUGAUUCAAUUCCUGCUUCUUCAGAAGUCAAAAUGCAGAUACCUGAAGUAGUGCAAGAAAAUCUUUCUGCUGAUAUUAUUGCUAGAGUGUCGGAAGCUUAUCAUUUUAAUGGAAUGGUAGAUUACCAACAUGUUAUUUCUGUUCAUGCUGAUUUUGCCCGAAGAAAGAAGAGAAAUUGGGCUGAAGUGGAACCACUCUUUGAGAAGGGUAGGCUCAUGGACGUGGAUCAGGAGGAUUUGAUGAUUUUAGUGCCACCCCUAUUCUCACCAAAGGAUGUGCCAGAGAAAGUAGUGACAAGUGACGGAGAACACUUUCAUACAAUUGAAGUUACCAGAAGAGAAGUUGUGCAGCAGGAAUAGGAUAUUAUGUGGUCUGCAAAGCAACCUUUCUAGGUUAAAACCAUUAGUCGAUCUUAACUUGAAAAAGUUACAAGAGGGAGUUGUGCAACAGCAUUGGGAGCUGGAUAUAGAGCCAAGUCUUGCAAUUGACUUCAACAUCAAAGA
Messenger RNA from Ilex paraguariensis (yerba mate), 1254 nucleotides. NCBI's taxonomy places the organism in Eukaryota, Viridiplantae, Streptophyta, Magnoliopsida, Aquifoliales, Aquifoliaceae. The record is from the annotation of a GenBank genome assembly.